Molecule: messenger RNA, 1452 nt
Organism: Striga hermonthica
Lineage: Eukaryota; Viridiplantae; Streptophyta; Magnoliopsida; Lamiales; Orobanchaceae
Source: the annotation of a GenBank genome assembly
AUGGUGAAGACACAAUUUAAGAGAACAGUUAAAGUGGUUAGAAGUGACAAUGGGCAGGAGUUUGUGGGGACUGAGUGUCAAGGAAUUUUUUCAGAGGAAGGAAUCUUACAUCAAAGGACAUGUGUAUACACACCUCAGCAAAAUGGGGUGGUAGAGAGGAAGCAUAAACAGAUCUUAGAAAUUGCAAGAAGCUGUCUAUUUCAGUCAGGACUGCCACUGAAGUUCUGGACAUAUGGAAUACUCACAGCAGCCUACAUUAUCAACAGACUGCCAAGCUCUUCUUUGAACUGGGACACACCAUAUGAAAGGGUAUAUAACAAGACUGCAGAUUAUCAUAGACUCAAGCCAUUUGGAUGUUUGGUGUAUGCAGUUAAUACCUUACCAAGCAGAAGCAAAUUGGAUCCCAGAUCCCACAAGUGUGUUUUCAUUGGGUAUGUGGCAGGAUGUAAGGGUUAUCACUUGUAUGAUUUAGAGAACAACAAGGUCAUUAUAUCCAGAGAUGUAGUUUUCUUCACAGACACUUAUCCCUACAAAAAUGAAGCAGUAAAGGAAACUGAAAUCACCACAACAUUGCCUGUGAUACAUGAAGACCUCUCAUACACUAAAGCACCUGCUCAGAAUGGAGAAGAUCAAGAGGUCACAGAUGAAAGAGUGAUGGUGGAAGAUAUUGGAAAAAGGAAAAGGAAUAAACCUGCCUGGAUGAAGGACUACAUCUGUGAUAUUGGGGAAACAGGUUCAAUGAGUUCUCAAAAUGAGGAGUUUUUUGCUAAUUUAGCUGCAGAUCAGGAGCCUUUCAGUUAUCAUCAAGCAAAAACUGAUAAGAAAUGGGUGGAGGCAAUGAAUAAUGAACUGAAGGCUUUAGAAUUAAAUGGGACAUGGAAGCUGUGCUAUUUACCCACUGGAAAAAAGGCCAUUGGGUCAAAAUGGGUGUUUAAGGUCAAGAGAAAAGCAAAUGGAGAGGUAGACAGAUACAAGGCAAGAUUAGUUGCCAAAGGUUACAGUCAGACAGAAGGUGUAGAUUACUUUGAGGUUUUCUCACCUGUUGCAAAGAUGGUGACAGUAAGAGCAUUCAUAGCCAUGGUGGCAAUGAGAGGAUGGAAGUUAUGGCAGCUAGAUGUGAAUAAUGCUUUUCUACAUGGCUAUUUGUCAGAGGAGGUAUACAUGAAACCACCACAGGGAUACACUAAGGCAAAGGAAGGACAAGUCUGCCACUUAGUGAAGAGUUUGUAUGGGUUAAAGCAGGCAUCAAGGGAGUGGAACACUGAGCUUACUAAGAAAGUCUUGGAAUUUGGUUUGGUUCAGUCUUCAUAUGACAAUUGUUUGUUCACUCAGAGAGGGGCAGAAGGAUACUUAGCAAUGCUGGUUUAUGUGGAUGAUGUAUUAUUCACUGCUUCUAAUAUUCAGUUGCUAGAAGGUUUGAAGAGGUUUCUUGACAAGGAAAUUCACCAUUAA